Molecule: messenger RNA, 3156 nt
Organism: Trichomonas vaginalis G3
Lineage: Eukaryota; Parabasalia; Trichomonadida; Trichomonadidae
Product: ankyrin repeat and protein kinase domain-containing protein family
Exons: 1
Coding region: 1-3156 (1051 amino acids)
Molecular function (GO): protein binding
Source: RefSeq, a predicted model, not a curated record
AUGGCAAGCAAAAGUACGGGAAGUGAUCCGUUACAACAAGAUCAGACGAUAGAAUAUCCUCCAAAACAAGCAACUGAUACCUCUCAAGUUGAUUUAAUUCGAAUUAUCUUUCAAGAUUUAGUCGAUAAUACAAAUCCAAGUAAUUUCGCAGAACAAUUUGAGCAAAAAUCAAAUAUUCACGAUCGCGACCUCGAAGGAAAUACAUUACUGAACUUUGCUUCCCGCUCUUUCCGAGUCGAUAUUAUCAAUUAUUUAUUAUCCAUUGGCGCAGACAUUGAAGCCAAAAAUAACAAGCAAAAUACACCACUUAUGACAUCUGUAAUCUACAAUCAGCUUGGUAUUGCUCAGGCUCUUCUAGAACACCAAGCAAACAUUGAAUGUCGAAAUUCUGAGAAAAUUACACCGUUAAUCUACUCAUCUGGAACAAAUUACGAAAUGACAUCAUUCCUUGUCAACCACUACGCCGAUAUAGAAGCCAAAGACGCCAAUGGCUGGACUCCUUUGAUACAUUCCAUUGUCAAAGACAAAUUUCAAAUUGUCGAAUUCUUAGUAGAAAGACACGCAAACAUUGAAUCGACAUCUAUUGAUGGCUGGUCGCCAAUGAUGUUUGCAUCACUCUAUAACAAUGUUGGAGUUGUUAAAUACCUCAUCGACAAACAAGCGAAAGUAGAUCAUUAUUCAAGAGAUGGAUUAACAAGUUUACAUUUGGCAUGCGAACAAAACUGCAUUGAAAUUGUAGAAAUAUUGGUGUCUCAGAAUGCCGGAAUAGAGAACAAAACAGACAAAGGCAUGACACCAUUGAUGACUGCUUGUGCACAUGGGAGUUAUGAAUCUUGUGAGUAUUUAGUUCAUCAUCAUGCAAACAUCGAAGAAAAAGACAUUGAAGGAAAAACUUCAUUAAUUCACGCAGUUAUUUACGGAAGAUUAGAAAUUAUACAGUUGCUUGUUGACAAUAAAGCACAAAUCGAUAGUUCUGAUAAACAAGGAAUGAAUUGUUUUAUGCAUAGUGCUGUUAAAUCAAAUAUUAACACAAUGGAAUAUUUACUUAAAAAUGGUGCAAAAAUCGAAUCGAAAUCUUUGAAAGGAUUUACUGCUUUGUUGUAUAGUUGCGAAGUAAAUGCUUUGCAAAGUGUUAAAUGGCUGAUAAAGCAAGGAGCAAACAUGGAACAGAGGAACAAUGACGAACAAACACCUCUUAUUGUUGCGACAAUGAAUAAAUCAACUGAUUGCGCAAAAUAUUUGUUGCGAAAUAACGCGCAAAUUGAAGCAAAAGAUAAAUUUGGAUGGACAAGUUUAAUGUUUGCAUGCAAAGAAGAUUGUGGUGAAUUAGUUGAUGUAUUAAUAUCUUCUAAUGCCAAUUGCGAAGCUUCUGGAUUGAAUGGAAUGACUCCUUUGAUAAUUGCAAGUUUUUACAAAAAUUUGGAAAUUGUCAAAAAAUUGAUAAACAUUGGAGUCAAAAUUGAAGCUAAAGAUAAGAAUGGAGAGACUGCUUUGAUGCAUGCAUCAAAUAAGAAUGCUUUGGAUGUUGUUAAGUUCUUGAUUGAAUCAAACGCAACUAUUGAUGUUCAUAACAAAGAAGGAAAAACAGCUUUGACAAUUGCAUUGAUAAAUAAUAACCUUGAAAUUGUUCAUUACUUGAUUGAUCACAAUGCUGAUAUUGAAACUAAAGAUAUCAAUGGUUCCACGUUGUUAAUGCAUGCUGUUAAAAUGAGAAACAAAGAUUUAGUUAAAUUCCUUGUCAGCAAAAACAUUUUCAUUGAUGCAACAGAUAAUAAUGGAAAUACAGCUUUGUCGCAUGCAAGUAAAUCAUUGGACACAGAUAUCGCUUUGUUUUUAAUCAAUAACAAAGCAGCAAUUGACCACAAAAACAAUAAAAUGAUGACACCUUUAAUAAUUGCUUGCGGUGAGAAAAAUAACAUCGAAAUGAUAAAUUUACUUUUAGAAAAUGGAGCUGAAAUUGAAGCUUAUACAAAUGACAACAUUAAUGCAUUGAUCAUUGCUGCAAAACAAGAUAAUGGAGAAGCAAUGAAACUUUUAGUUUCUAAAGGUGCAAGCGUUCAUGCUAAAAAUCACGAAGGAUGGACUCCUUUAAUGUUUUCUGUUUCAAAUAACAACAUUUCUAACAUGGAUUACCUUUUGAAAGCAAAAGCAGAAAUAAAUGGUCAGACGUUGGAUGGUUAUACACCUCUUAUAAUUGCAACAAUUAAUAGAAGAAUUGAAGCUGCAAAGUUUCUUGUAGAAAACGGAGCGAAUAUUGACAUUUGUGAUAAAAAUGGAAUGUCCGCUUUGAUGCAUGCGAUUAAGAUGAACAUCAUGGAAUUUGUGAGAUUCUAUAUCUCUAAGAAUGCAAGGAUUGACCAAGAAAGUCGUGACGGAAAGAAUCCAAUUCUUUUGGCUGCUGAAUAUGGUUGUAACGAUUUCUUUACAUUUUGCAUUGAAAAUAAGAUCAGUAUUAAAUUCAAAACAAACGAUGGAUUGUCUCCGUUGAUGAUAUCAAUAAAGAAUGGAAAGACUUCUGUCAUUGAUUUGCUUAUAAAAGCAACAGAUGACUUAAAUGAAGUUGAUAAUUCUAAUAACACGGCAUUGAUGUAUUGUGUUAUUCAUAAUCAGCCAUUAGUUGCAAAACAGCUGAUAAAAGAAGGUUGCAACUUAGAAAUUAAGAACAAAGAAGGCUGGACACCAUUGUUAAUGGCUUGUGCAUUGAACAGGAUUGAUAUUGCAAUUGAUUUGAUUAAGAACCAUGCAGAUACAGAAGUUAAAAUGGCUGAUGGACAAACACCAAUUUUAUUUGCUGUAAAUGGAAACUUCUUCAAGAUGUUAAGGAAAUUGGUGAAAAAGAAAGCAAACUUGGAGUCCAAAGAUAUACUUGGAAAUACUCCAAUACUCUUAGCAGCCAAAUUAAACAGAAUUGAGAUACUAAAGUACUUGGCAAAACAUGGUGCAAAUAUUAAUGCGCAAAAUAACAAUGGAUGGUCACCACUGAUGUACGCCGCAUGGUACGGAUAUGAAGAAAUUGCUGAAUUCUUGUUUGAUAAGAACUGUGAUCAAACAUUAAAGACCAAAGAUGGCUUGACAGCAAAUGAUUUAGCUGUAAAGAAUAAUCAAACAAGCUUGUUGAAGAAAUAUCAGGAAGGCAAUGGAAAAUGUAGGAUUUAA